Diorhabda carinulata is the source of this 1720-nucleotide messenger RNA. Its product is annotated as cytochrome P450 4C1-like. NCBI's taxonomy places the organism in Eukaryota, Metazoa, Arthropoda, Insecta, Coleoptera, Chrysomelidae. Gene Ontology annotation, molecular function: iron ion binding; monooxygenase activity; heme binding. The record is from RefSeq and is a predicted model, not a curated record. The transcript has 12 exons. The coding region runs from base 70 to 1659 and encodes 529 amino acids.
CAUUAUACAAGAUCUAAAUGCAUAUUGUGAAAAACUUUUUUCAAAAUAGUGUUUUUUCUAUCAUCAAUUAUGACUAUAACCGAUUUUUUUUUGAAUAAUUCAAAUAUUGACUCGAAAUCAAAUUUGAACGCAUCCAAAUAUACGGAAAAAUCAGAUCAUUUUAUUAGAUUAUACUUAGUUGUUAUUUGCUGUAUAUUUUUCUUCUCAUGGUACGUCAAAUGGUUGUGGAAUAGAAGGUAUCUUUAUAUUCAUUCCAGAAAUGUACCAGGACCCUUCGGGUUACCAUUUAUAGGAUGUGUUUAUCUACUUUUCUUACAUGAAAAAGACGAUAUAAUGAAAGCUAUUACCGAUUUACAAAAAAUAUAUCCUGAUAUAGGUGCUUUAUGGUUCGGUACAAGGCUUUAUUACGCGGUGUCUAAACCAGAACAUAUUGAAAAGAUUUUAACGAAUUCCAAAGCUUUGGACAAAGAUUUUCUUUACAAGUUUAUGACAUUAGCAAUUGGUAAAGGUUUAUUGACAGCUAAAGUACAAAAAUGGAGAAAACACAGAAAAAUUAUCAGGCAAGCUUUCAAUCAAAGAAUUCUUAAUUUUUACCAAGCAGUUUUUUUGGAAAAAGGGGAAAUUUUUGCCAAACAAUUGCAAAAAAAUGUCGGAAACAAAGACUUGGACUUUUUUGAUAUGAUUUCCAAAUGCACCUUGGACAUUAUAUGCGAAACAGCAAUGGGAUUAAACAUGAAUACACAAACUCAGGAUUCAGAUGUAUGUUAUAAUAUAAACAAAAUGUUUGAAAUAAUAAAUUAUAGGAUGUUCAACCCAUGGUACCAUUUAGAAUUUAUAUGGAAAUUGAAUCCAUUAAGCAAACAGUACGACAAAGCUGUAAAAAUAUUUAAAAAUUUCACAUCGACAGUAAUUAAUAAAAAACAGGAAGCGUAUAAUAACAAACAGAAUUUGAAAGAUUCGAUACCUAUCUCUGGAAUUGAAGAAACUAUAAAAGGAAAAAUAGCAUUUCUGGAUCUUAUAUUGGAAAAUACGAAUUUUACUGAAAAAGAACUUCAAGAAGAAGUAGAACUUUUCUUAUUGGCGGGAACAGACACAACUGCAACAGCGCUUAGUUGUAUUUUCACGUUAUUAGGCAUGUUCCAAGAUGUACAGCAAAACGUUUUGGAAGAAAUCCUGGCGAUUCUAGGACCCGAUAGACCAGUAUCUCCAUCAGAUUUAUCCGAAUUGAAAUACACUGAAAGAGUUAUCAAGGAAAGUUUGCGAUUAUUUCCGGUAGCAGCUUUGUUUGGUAGAAAUAUAACUGAGGAUAUUGAUGCAGGUGAUAUAGUUUUCCCUGCGGGUAGUUCUGUUUUUUUUUGUACGUUACAUAUACAAAGGAAUCCAAAAUAUUGGCCGGAUCCACUUAAAUUCGAUCCUGAUAGGUUUCUACCAGAAAAUGUAGCUAAACGACAUCCUUGCACAUAUAUACCUUUCUCUUAUGGUCCUAGAAACUGUAUAGGUGCACAGUAUGCUAUGAUUAAUAUGAAAACUAUUUUGGCGACUAUUUUGAGAAGGUUUAGGAUUUAUACAAGCUAUAAAACCAUUGAAGAAAUCGAAUUGAAAAUCAAUUUGUUACUAAGAAUGAAGGAAGGAUCUAAAGUUUGGGUGGAAGCACGUUAAAACUGAUAUAUCUUGAUGUAAACUCCGUGGAAAUUAUAUGAAAAUAAAUCACUCAACUCAA